AUGUCAGAUAUCCUAGUAGAAUUGGAAAAGGGCACAGGAGACCAGUCUUUGUCUUUGGUUAUACCAUUACCAGACAGUGUUCACGUCAACGAGAGUCUCAAAGCUGGCUUUGCUAAUUGGUACUUGAAGCUCGAAAACGAGAGGGUCAAUCUGGCAAUUUUCAAAACUUUAAGAAACAAGGCAAGUCCUGAAGUAAGGAAGACAAUGCGAAAGUUGCUACCCCGAAAUGAUCAUGUACCAAGCAAAGACCGCCAGGAUCCAGCGGGAGUAAUCAGGCUGAUAAAAACUUAUCGAGUACCUCCAGCAGCUGGACUUCGUAAGCCACACAAUUAUCCCAAAAAUGGAUCACUUUACAACUAAGUGGGAAUGUAUCCUCAUCUCAUAAAUAUUUCCGUAGCUCCCUUCAGUAGCCUGCCGUUUCUCACCCUGAAACAAUAAACGAGUUGAUCAAAUUUGAAUAUAGCUCAGUUGCACAAUCCAGUUCAAAAAGUUGAGGUUCGUAAAGAGUCUGUUGCUGUCAAAGAAGUCCAAUUUAGGAACAAUGUCGUAUUUCUAGCUAGUAAUGACGGCCCGAUCAAAUUCCACGAGGUGGUCAAAGGAAGCCUUUGCGUCGAUGUCAAUAAACUAAGGAACCGUGGCGAAGUGUUCGAGAAAGUAAAUGUACUCGGCCUUGCUCCUGGCGGAACUGUUGUCGAAAUGAAGUCUCGUAUUGAGAAACACAUCACUGAGUUAAAACGCGACUAUGAAGCGAUAGAAUUCCACUCAGACCAGAUCAACGUCUGGGAUGCUGAGAACCAAAACCCUUUCUAAUUUGAGGCUAUUCACAUGGUUGAUGCUGGUUUCGUCUAUGGAGCCUGCGCGAAAAGUUAUUCUCUUCUUGCCAUCAACUUGAAGAAGGAUGGGUACGGAAUUCGUGGGAAGGCAUCACUACUGACCAAGUACGAGGCAGAUUGGCAGCAUGUUGGUUCGAUGUGUAUCCUUGGACAAUGCUUAAAUACCUCCCAUUUUCAGGAUAUUGACGAGAUCUCUAUUUCGUCUUCGACUAGGGUGCGCGUGAUUCGUUGUGGCGUUUCAUAUAUUUCACUGAGCUCAAGUAAAAUUAAAUAA
Molecule: messenger RNA, 1107 nt
Organism: Pocillopora meandrina
Lineage: Eukaryota; Metazoa; Cnidaria; Anthozoa; Scleractinia; Pocilloporidae
Source: the annotation of a GenBank genome assembly